This is a messenger RNA of Pediculus humanus corporis (human body louse), 4158 nucleotides long. Its product is annotated as Rho/RAC guanine nucleotide exchange factor, putative. Gene Ontology annotation, biological process: regulation of Rho protein signal transduction. Gene Ontology annotation, molecular function: guanyl-nucleotide exchange factor activity. The coding region runs from base 1 to 4158 and encodes 1385 amino acids. The record is from RefSeq and is a predicted model, not a curated record. The transcript is spliced from 21 exons. NCBI's taxonomy places the organism in Eukaryota, Metazoa, Arthropoda, Insecta, Psocodea, Pediculidae.
AUGUUGUUGCCGGGAGAUGCAAACGCGGCUGCUCUUAUCCAUCGAUCCAACAUUUUAUUCUCCUCGGCCUGGGUUCUCCCAGUGGUUCCCGGGAAAACGGAAAAACAAUUCAAAAUACUACGGACGAUUGACGAUGCGGACAGUGACGAAGACAUAAUUACCGAUUAUUUGUCAGAAAGUGACAGGACAGGACCCCCAAUAACAAGUGGUAUAGGGGGUCCUGGUCCUUUGGUUCCAAUCAUUUCGGUUACGCCUCAUUCACCUGGAAAUGAAAAUCUUCAACAUCUUCACAAGAUUCACGAUACCAUUCAGCAAAUGCGUCAUGUAUCUGGAUACAACAGCAAUAACAGUGGUUUAACCCUCAGGUUAAAUCAAUCAAAUCGUUUAAGUUGUUCUUGCCCGUCAUUAAACGAUGCUGGAUCUGAUCCUGAAUUAUUUACAAAUUCAAAUUCAACUCCUACCCAUGGAACGGGAAAAGGUUCUUCAAAGUUGUGGUUGGCAUCUAAAAAUAUUUUAGAUGCUGAUUUUAAUCGCAGAAGAAGUUGGACUGCAUUAGAAGACUUAAGUAGCGGUAGAGGAAUAAAGCCAUGUCGGCAAAGAAGUAUGAGUCUGAGUAGCCUUGAUUCAGAGCAAGACGAUCCUUUUUCCGAUCAUCAAGAUGGUGGAAGUACGAGUUUGUUGGUGGCAGCGGGAAAAUCAGUCACAAUCAAUACGAGAAGAACGAAUAGAAACAAUGGUGGAGCAUCUACUCAUUCUUUGAACGAAGCUGAUUUACAGAACGAUUUUAAUGUUGUGAUUGCUAAAAGAGAGGCUGAAAAUAUGAGAUUGUUGUCAGCACGACUUCCGCUACAAAAAUCAAUUUCAACGCCUUCAAUUAUAGCAGUUCGAGAUAUAGUUCCUGAAGUCGUUUCAGAAGAAAGUACCGUUACACUACCCGUGGGCCAACUUCGUCCAAGUGGUACAGAAAGUGAAACUGAAGAAGAAGUUAUGUCAUCAUUGUUGGAUCCUUCUCAGCAUCCUUUUGUUGUCGAUAUGCCACCGAGUAGUCAAAUACACCUUCAUCAAUUAUUCGAAGAAUCUUACACGGCACAUUCGGAAAAAAGAAGGAAAAGAGGAAGUUUGUUUUUUCGAAAGAAAAAGGAUAAGGUAAAGAAGGUUGUUCAUCAAUGGGUUUCAGUUUCAUAUGGAUUUUCUUACAACUGCGACUCUUGCUCAAAACCGCUUACCAAUAAGCCAGCACUUUAUUGUGAUAAUUGCACCAAAAGAGUUCAUGCGAAUUCUUGCAAAGAUCAACUUUUAGAAUGUGUCAAACCUAAAACGAGUAAAGGUGGUUCUAAGGGACCGCAAUCCCUUUCAAAACGGGGAUCCACUUCUCAGCAAUCAAAUAGCAGUAAUAGGAAGACGACGUUUUGUUAUUCUCCGUGGAAAAGAGUCGCCACCAAACUUGGAGUAAAGGAACCGGAAUCGUGGACGCCCACCGUUGGAAAAGACAUUCUCAAACGUUUGGAUGAUAAAGAAAUAAAAAGACAAGAACACAUGUACGAAUUUAUACUCACGGAAAAACAUCAUUGUCUCACAUUGCGAGUAAUGCAAAAAGUUUUCGUCGAGGGAAUAAAAAAAUAUUUUCAAUUGGGAGCAAUAGUCAAUAGAAUGUUUCCGAGACUCGCCGAUCUUACGGAGAUACAUUUUAAGUUUUUAUAUUUAUUGAGGCAACGUCAAAAAGUGUCUCCCCUCAUUGAAACAUUUAGUGAUAUUUUAUUAGAACAAUUUUCGGGGACUUGUGCUCAAAAGCUUAAGUCUGCUUAUGGGGAAUUUUGCAGUCAUCACAGCGAUGCUGUCGGGAUUUACAAAUAUCAUUCGGAUAACGAUAGAAGAUUUGGAGGUUUCGUACGACAAUGUCAACAGAAUCCUUUGCUCAAAAAAAAAGGAAUUCCCGAAUGUAUUCUUUUUGUCACUCAGAGACUCACAAAAUAUCCAUUACUAAUAGAAGCUUUGAUCAAAUCGACAAAGGACAAUAAAAUUGAACAGGAGCGACUUCAAAGAGCUUUGGCUUUGGUUAAAGAAAUAUUAGUUGAAGUGAAUGCUCAGGUCGCCGAAAAAGAGAAAGAAGACAGAAAAUUAGAAAUUUAUAAUAGAAUCGAUGCGAAGUCAUUCACAGUUCGUAGAGGAAUCAAAUUUAAAAAAUCGGAUAUACUUUCGGAUAAUCGUAAAUUAAAAUUUGAAGGUACGGCUAUGUUGAUGCAGGGAAGAAGUAAAAUGCAAUACGUUGUAGUUAUAGUUUUAAGUGAUGUUUUAUUUUUUCUACAAGAUAAUAAUACCAAAUACUCAUUUUUUACUCCCGACAAUAAAACUGGAGUUGUAUCACUUCAAAAGCUGUUGGUACGUGAAAAAGCUGGACAAGAUUCAAAAGGGAUUUAUUUGAUAAGUUCUCAUCCCGCGGAACCGGAAAUGUUUGAAUUAAAAGUACACAAGCCAAAAGAUAAACAAACGUGGAUUCAAGCUAUCAGAAGUGCCGUCCAAAGUUGUCCGGAGGAAGAAGAUGAAGAGGGAGGAACAGUUUUAAGUAACGAGGAUAAGCAAAGAAUGUGGGAAGCUAAACAAGCUCAUAUCAGGCAAAUCGUCGAUAUUCUUAAACAAAAAACCCACGAACAGGCUUUAAUUUUAGAAGAAAAGAUGGCCUUGCAAUUGAAACUUUUGGCUGCUUCUGGACUGACCAACGUACCAGAACCUCCCAGUUAUUGUCAUUUAGUUGCAGAAAAUGCCGACACGAGCUCCGUAUGGAAAAAAGUCAUAUCUGCCGUUCAGGAAGUGAGCCAACUCGCUAGCUCUCUGUAUGCGUCUGGUACUAAUUUGUCAAGAAGUGUUAGUUCUGUCGGGGAACGUCAAAGUGAUGCUUACGUAUCUCCGACACUUCCAAAACGUGCAGAAACAUUUGGAGGUUUCGAUAACACUCAAGUUUCCGGUAGUAAACUUGGUGCCAUAUUAAAAAAACAUAAGGAAAAUUCUUCUGGUUCCAGUGGUAUUGAUAAUGUGGAUUCUAAUGCAAAAAAUGAAAUGGACCCAUUUUUUUGGAGAAACGCCAUUAUUUCGGCUUUACCACCAGAUUUUGCAGGAGCUAGUUCCAGCGCAUCCAGUGAUAUACCUGCUUUAUUGACUCUUGGUCGAGAGCAACAACUUGCUGCUAUAUUGUUAUCCCACGAUGUUUAUACGCUGUUAUGCAUUUUCUGGCAGCAAAUGACAUCAAUUAAUAACCUUCAGGCUCAGUUGGCUGUUUACAAAGAACAAUUAAAUAGUGAUGAAAAGGAUAGAAAGCCUACUUAUAGACACAAUCAUCAAUUGGAAGAGUUGAGAAACAUUCAAGACAAAUUAAAUCAAGAUAAAGAAGCUUGGUUGAGAGAGAAAGAAAUUGAGGAAAAAGAAUUGGAAGAAAAACGUUGCAAAUUAUUCUUGCUCGAGAAUCAAUUAAGAGAAGAACAAAAAGACAUAACGAAGCAAAGAGAGCAAUUAUAUAGAAAAAUGGAAAUGUUAACAAACCAAGGAAUAUUGAUUAGUCCAAAUAUGCCGGUUGUUACUACUCCACCUAUAGAAGAACAAGGUUUUCAGACACCUCCAUCGUCUGUAGAAUUUCGUAGAAAAUCCGAUACUCAAAAAUGGAAAAGCAGCAGCUUGGGAAAAACGGGAAGUUUGCCGCCAAAUUUAAUCAGCGCCACCAAUCAACAAAAAGUGCUUCCAAAUCUUCAGAUAAAACAACAAUUACCGUUAAAACUUGCCACUAACAAUAAACCGAGUUCCAUCGCGCCUGCUGCUUCCAGUUCGGGAACUCCGCAAAUGUUGCCCAUGAAACUAAGUCAAACAACGGAAUCGCGUAGAAAUAUGAGCGGACUUUCUGGAAUUCCCUCUCCAAGUAUUCAUCCAGGCUAUCAAAGACUUAAUUCUUCAAACGUUCCAGGGGGAGAACAACCCUCUCAUUCUCAUUCCAGAACGGGAAGUAGUCCUGCUGCAAUAAUGCAGAAUUCACCCCCAAGUUCUCCGAACACGACUAAAAUCAACACUCUAACGAAAAACACUUAUCCAAAGCAGCAGGAAAAUCCAGAGGAAAAGUUGAUUAAUUUUCUUCCUUCGUUUGGAAUGAAAAAUGGGGAAAAGCCGCAAAAUUAG